Suncus etruscus (white-toothed pygmy shrew) is the source of this 1397-nucleotide messenger RNA. RefSeq names its product secernin 2 (gene SCRN2). Bases 74 to 1348 code for a protein of 424 amino acids. The transcript has 8 exons. Gene Ontology annotation, molecular function: cysteine-type exopeptidase activity; dipeptidase activity. NCBI's taxonomy places the organism in Eukaryota, Metazoa, Chordata, Mammalia, Eulipotyphla, Soricidae. Gene Ontology annotation, biological process: proteolysis. The record is from RefSeq and is a predicted model, not a curated record.
CAGUAGGACGUAUCGGAGCUGGAGGGGAGCAUUGGUCUCUGGGGACUUUGCUGGGGGUCCGAAGGGAGAGAGGAUGGCAUCUCCAGCCCCUGACACACCAUGCUCUUGUGACUGCUUUGUUUCGGUGCCUCCAGCCUCGGCUAUCCCGGCGGUGAUCUUUGCCAAGAACUCUGACCGACCUAGGGAUGAGGUCCAAGAGGUGGUGUUUCUGCCAGCAGGCAUGCACGCCCCAGGGAGCCGGGUCCAGUGCACCUACAUAGAGGUGGAGCAAGUGCAGAAGACCCACGCUGUGAUCCUGAGCCGCCCAGCUUGGCUCUGGGGAGCAGAGAUGGGUUCCAACGAGCAUGGGGUCUGCAUUGGCAACGAAGCGGUAUGGACCAAGGAGCCUGUCGGGGAGGGAGAAGCCCUGCUCGGCAUGGAUCUACUCAGGCUAGCUUUGGAACGGAGCUACUCUGCCCGAGAGGCCGUGGAUGUGAUCACUGGUUUGCUGGAGCGCUAUGGGCAGGGUGGCAGCUGCCGGGAGGAUCCCACACCAUUCUGCUACCAUAACACCUUCCUGCUGGCAGACCGGACAGAGGCAUGGGUGCUAGAGACAGCAGGGAAGCUAUGGGCUGCUCAGAAGAUUCAGAAGGGGGCCCGAAACCUCUCCAACCAACUGAGCAUUGGCAUGGACAUCUCUGCCGAGCACCCUGAGCUGCGGCCCUAUGCCCAGGCUCAAGGCUGGUGGGACGGGCAGAGCACUUUUGAUUUUGCCCAGGUCUUCUCACUAGCCCAGCAGCCAGUGCGCAUGGAGGCUGCCAAGGCCCGCUUCCAGGCUGGACGGGAGCUGCUGCAGCAAAAGCAGGGGGCCAUCACGGCUGAGGUGAUGAUGGACAUCCUCAGGAACAAGGAGAGCGGCAUCUGCAUGGACUCUGGUGGCUUCCGCACCACGGCCAGCAUGGUGUCUGUGCUGCCCCUGGACCCUGCUCUGCCCUGUGUCCACUUCCUCACUGCCACACCUGAUCCUUCCCGGUCAGUGUUCAAACCUUUCAUCUUUGGGGCGGCGGCGGCCCAAGCUCCCCAGGUGCUGUCUCCCACUUUCGGAGCACAGGACCCUGUGAGGAGUUUCCCCCGAUUUCAGAGGCAGGUGGAUCGCAGACACCCCCUGUACCGUGGACACCAGGUGGUGCUGGGGCUUAUGGAAAGUGAACAGGUAAGGCAACGACUCUGGCGGCAGCAGCGGGACUUGGAACAGGAAGGCCUGGAGGCUGCACAUAAGUUGCUGGCUAGGGAGGGGCCCCCACCUGUCCAGGAGCUAGGAGGCCUCUUCCAGGCCUUUGUGGAGAGAGAGCGCCAGACUUAUGCCUGAGACACCAUCUGGGGAAGGCAGCAGGUGAAAGCCCAGCUAUGCCUUUCUU